Messenger RNA from Myotis davidii, 4618 nucleotides. RefSeq names its product multidrug resistance-associated protein 5. Gene Ontology annotation, molecular function: ABC-type transporter activity; ATP binding; ATP hydrolysis activity. The coding region runs from base 1 to 3309 and encodes 1102 amino acids. Gene Ontology annotation, biological process: transmembrane transport. The transcript is spliced from 25 exons. NCBI's taxonomy places the organism in Eukaryota, Metazoa, Chordata, Mammalia, Chiroptera, Vespertilionidae. Gene Ontology annotation, cellular component: membrane. The record is from RefSeq and is a predicted model, not a curated record.
AUGCUCCUGUUGUACAGUGUCUGUGAGAUGCUCUUUGAAGAUGGACCUCAGAGCUGGAGGUGGCACUCGGUGGUCCUUGGGGGCUGGCUGCCUUCCUCACUGCAGGUGGUGUUAGACAUGUGCUACCUGAGAUUGGCUUCCUUUUUGUCCUUAGGAACCCGAGAGGAGGAGCGGCGGAUACUGGAAAAGGCCGGCUACUUUCAGAGCAUCACCGUCGGCGUGGCUCCCAUCGUGAUGGUGAUCGCCAGCGUGGUAACCUUCUCUGUUCACCUGACUCUUGGCUUCGAUCUCACAGCAGCUCAGGCUUUCACAGUGGUGACUGUCUUCAAUUCCAUGACUUUUGCUUUGAAAGUAACUCCGUUCUCAGUAAAAUCCCUCUCAGAAGCAUCGGUUGCUGUCGACAGGUUUAAGAGUUUGUUUCUGAUGGAAGAGGUUCACAUGAUAAAGAAAACCCCAGCCAGUCCUCACAUCAAGAUAGAGAUGAAAAAUGCCACCUUGGCAUGGGACUCCUCCCACUCCAGUAUCCAGAGCUCACCCAAGCUGACCCCCAAAACGAAAAAAGACAAGAGGGCUGCCAGGGCCAAGAAAGAGAAGGCGAGGCAGCUGGAGCGCACCGAGCACCAGGAGGCGCUGGCGGAGCAGAAGGGCCACCUCCUCCUGGACAGCGACGAGCGGCCCAGUCCCGAGGAGGAAGAGGGCAAGCCUGUCCACCUGGGGAGCCUCCGCCUACAGAGGACGCUGUACAGCAUCGACCUGGAAAUCGAAGAGGGUAAACUGGUUGGAAUCUGUGGCAGUGUGGGAAGUGGAAAAACCUCUCUCAUCUCAGCCAUUUUAGGCCAGAUGACACUUGUAGAGGGCAGCAUUGCAGUCGGCGGAACCUUCGCUUAUGUGGCCCAGCAGGCCUGGAUCCUCAAUGCCACGCUGAGAGACAACAUCCUCUUUGGGAAGGAAUUUGAUGAAGAAAGAUACAACUCUGUGCUGAACAGCUGCUGCCUGCGGCCUGACCUGGCCAUUCUCCCCAACAGUGAUCUGACUGAGAUCGGCGAGCGAGGAGCCAACCUGAGUGGUGGGCAGCGCCAAAGGAUCAGCCUUGCCCGAGCCUUGUAUAGUGACCGGGACAUCUACAUCCUGGAUGACCCCCUCAGUGCCUUAGAUGCCCAUGUGGGCAACCACAUCUUCAACAGUGCUAUCCAGAAGCACCUCAAGUCCAAGACGGUUCUGUUUGUUACCCACCAGCUACAGUACCUGGCUGAUUGUGACCAAGUGAUCUUCAUGAAAGAGGGCUGUAUUACAGAAAGGGGCACCCAUGAAGAACUGAUGAAUCUAAAUGGUGAUUACGCUACCAUUUUUAAUAACCUGUUGCUGGGAGAGACGCCCCCAGUUGAGAUUAAUUCAAAAAAGGAAACCAGUGGUUCACAGAAGAAGUCACAAGACAAGGGUCCCAAAACAGGAUCAGUAAAGAAGGAGAAAGCAGUGAAGCCAGAGGAAGGGCAGCUGGUGCAAGCGGAAGAGAAGGGGCAGGGUUCCGUGCCGUGGUCCGUGUACGGUGUCUAUAUUCAGGCUGCCGGGGGCCCCUUGGCUUUCUUGUUCAUUAUAUCCCUCUUCACAUUGAACGUGGGCAGUACCGCCUUCAGCAACUGGUGGUUGAGUUACUGGAUCAAGGAAGGAAGUGGGAACAGCACGGUGAGCCACGGGAACAGGACCUCCGUGAGCAGCAGCAUGAAGGACAAUCCUCACAUGCAGUACUAUGCCAGCGUUUAUGCCCUCUCCAUGGUCGUCAUGCUGAUCCUGAAAGCCGUUCGAGGAGUGGUCUUUGUCAAGGGCACGCUGCGAGCCUCCUCCCGGCUCCAUGAAAGGAUCCUUCGAAGCCCUAUGAAGUUUUUUGACACCACCCCCACGGGGAGAAUUCUCAACAGGUUUUCCAGAGACAUGGAUGAAGUCGAUGUGCGCCUGCCCUUCCAGGCCGAGAUGUUCAUCCAAAAUGUCAUCCUGGUGUUCUUCUGUGUUGGGAUGAUCGCAGGGGUUUUCCCAUGGUUCCUGGUGGCAGUGGCGCCCCUUGUCAUUCUCUUUGCGGUUCUGCACAUUGUGUCCAGGGUCCUGAUUCGCGAGCUGAAGCGUCUGGACAAUAUCACGCAGUCACCUUUCCUCUCCCACAUCACAUCCAGCAUACAGGGCCUUGCCACCAUCCAUGCCUACAACAAGGGGCAGGAGUUUCUGCACAGGUACCAGGAGCUGCUGGACCACAACCAAAGUCCUUUCUUCCUAUUCACAUGCGCAAUGAGGUGGCUGGCUGUGCGGCUCGACCUGAUCAGCAUCGCCCUGAUCACCACCACUGGGCUGAUGGUCGUUCUCAUGCACGGACAUAUUUCCCCUGCCUACGCUGGUCUCGCCAUCUCUUACGCUGUCCAGUUAACGGGGCUGUUCCAGUUCACCGUCAGGCUGGCCACCGAGACCGAAGCUCGCUUCACCUCCGUGGAGAGGAUCCACCACUACAUCAAGACUCUCUCUUUGGAAGCACCUGCCAGAAUUAAGAACAAGGCUCCCCCCCCUGACUGGCCCCAGGAAGGAGAGGUGACCUUUGAGAACGCGGAGAUGAGGUACCAAGAAAACCUGCCUCUGGUCCUGAAGAAAGUGUCCUUCACCAUCAAACCCAAGGAGAAGAUUGGCAUUGUGGGGCGGACGGGGUCGGGGAAGUCCUCCCUGGGCAUGGCCCUCUUCCGCCUGGUGGAGCUGUCUGGAGGCUGCAUCAAGAUUGACGGAGUGAGAAUCAGUGACAUUGGCCUUGCUGACCUCCGAAGCAAACUCUCCAUCAUCCCUCAAGAGCCAGUGCUGUUCAGUGGCACUGUCAGAUCAAACUUGGAUCCCUUCAGCCAGUACACAGAAGACCAGAUCUGGGACGCCCUGGAGAGGACGCACAUGAAAGAAUGUAUUGCUCAGCUACCUCUGAAACUUGAAUCUGAAGUGCUAGAGAAUGGGGAGAACUUCUCCGUGGGGGAACGCCAGCUCUUAUGCAUAGCAAGAGCCUUGCUCCGUCACUGCAAGAUUCUGAUUCUAGAUGAAGCCACAGCUGCCAUGGACACGGAGACAGACCUACUGAUCCAAGAGACCGUCCGAGAAGCGUUUGCCGACUGCACUAUGCUGACGAUUGCCCACCGCCUGCAUACGGUCCUAGGCUCUGAUAGGAUUAUGGUGCUGGCCCAGGGACAGGUAGUGGAGUUCGACACCCCAUCGGUCCUUCUGUCCAAUGACAGCUCCCGGUUCUAUGCCAUGUUUGCUGCUACAGAGAACAAGGUCGCUGUCAAGGGCUGACUCCUCCCGCGCCGCCUCCGUCUCUUUCCUCUGGAGCGUCGCCAUCCCGGGGCCCGCGCUCUUCCUGUCCAGCGGAAACCUUGCCUUUCCCGAUUUUACCUUUCGCACAGCAGUUCAGGAUCGGCUUGUGUGUUUCACUUGUAGGGAGAGUCCUAUUUUGAUUAUUGUAUUGACUCCAGAUUCAUGUAAACAGACUUUAGUUUUUGUUUUUAAUUGCACUCUAAAAGGUUCAGGGAACCGUUAUUAUAAAUGUAUCAGAGGCCUAUAAUGAAGCUUUCUACGUGUAGCUGUAUCUAUAUAUAUAUAUAUAUAUAAAAUCUGUACAUAGCCUAUAUUUACAGUGAAAAUGUAAGCUGUUUAUUUUAUAUUAAAAUGAGCACUGUGCUAAUAACAGUGCAGAUUCCUUUCUAUCGUUUUUGUACAGUUUGCUGCACUGGAGAUCCGGUUUUGCUAUUAGAUGACAGAAAGGGUAGCCUAUUGUUCUUUGCCAGCUGGUUGUUUCAUGGCGCCAGGUUUUCUGGGUGUCCGAAAAGGAAGACGUGUGGCAACGGUGGGCCCUGCAGCGGCCCCCUCUGCCGCCUCCCCACAGCCACCCCAGCCCGGGGCGGCGCCGAGGCCCCGCUGGAGGCCGUGCAGAGCGCCAUGGAUUCUCAGGGCUCCUGCCUUCUGUCCUGGUGUCACCUCCCUGUUUCCGUCAGGAGAGCAGUGGGGCAAAGCUCCCCACCCCCCUUUCCCUCCCUGCCUUCCUCUUCUUGCUGUUGUUUCUAAACAAGAAUCAAGUCUCUUCACAGAGUGUCCCACUGCCUCAGGUUCCGCACGCUGGCCACUGCACAGAGCUCCGGCUCCCACACCCGUCGGCUCCCAGCCCCGGGGCCGACCGCUGCUUUUUCCGGGGGUCCUUCUUCAUUUGCCUGGUCUGCGCCACCACAGUUCAGUGACAGGGUUCAGGAUUCCGUGGGUCUGUCUUCUUUUCUCACUGCGGAUGUCGCAGUCUCCUCCUCUCCCCAAAGUCUGCGACUCCAAGCAGCUCUUGCUACUCAGUGUCUCGCACUGGUGUGGAAGUCUUCGUACUGUAAAGAGACCUACCUCAGGUUGCUGAUUGCCGUGUGGUUCGGUGUGCUUCUGCAAACCCCCUUUGUGCCGUGGGGCCAGCAGCUCAGGUGGGCGUGGUCGCUGCUGUCAUCAGUUGAAUGGUCAGCGUUGCAUGUCGUGACCAACUAGACAUUCUGUUGCCUUAGCAUGUUUGCUGAACACCUUGUGGAAACAAAAACCUGGAAAAGUGAAUAAAGUUAUUUUGGAUUUUAUAAAA